This is a messenger RNA of Lathyrus sativus (Indian pea), 468 nucleotides long. The record is from the annotation of a GenBank genome assembly. NCBI's taxonomy places the organism in Eukaryota, Viridiplantae, Streptophyta, Magnoliopsida, Fabales, Fabaceae.
AUGAUAAAGGAAUUCAACACCCAAACAACACUCAAUGUAGGGUUGGAGACCCUGUGGGCAGCUCAGUCUAGAGACUUCAUUUUCAUUGUUCCAAAGGUUCUGCCAAAUAUUGUCAAAGAUGUGCAAGUAGUUCAAGGGGAUGGAGGGGUUGGCACCAUCCUCAUCUUUAACUUUUUGCCAGGUAUAUCUCCAGUAAACUAUCAGAGGGAAGUGAUCACUGAGUUUGAUGAGUUAUCUCAUGAAAUUGGGCUGCAAGUGAUUGAAGGAGGCUAUUUGACUCAAGGUUUAUCAUACUACAAGACAACUUUUCAAUUCACAGCAAUAACAGAAGACAAGACUUUGGUCAAAGUGAAAAUCUCUUAUGAUCAUGAAUCUGACAUAGAAGAAAAAGUCAAACCUACCAAGACAUCAGAAUCCACUUUACUUUAUCUUGGGUGCCUUGAAAAGUAUCUCUUGAAUGGUGCUUGA